AUGCCUGUCACGACAAUCCUCCAGCAUGCAAUACAGAGGGAACUACCUGUGAAAGCUGAAGCUGCCUCGAAUGCUCAUAACGGUAAGAACGAAGGUAGCCUUAUCUCUGGUCAUAUUCCAGUAGAGGCCAACUUGAACACUGUUGAGAGCUCCUCCCCUCAAAAAUAUCGGGCUUCUAAAGUAAAAAGGGCUGCGCCGGCAAUUUCUUCCGGUUCAUCUCGCCACCCGAAGCAGCCAAGGAAUGCGUCUGCGUCUAGGCGUCGAAGGAAAUCUCGGCCAUCUUCGACGCAAAUCGCUUCAGAGUCUGGCCACUAUACUUUCGUUUCUGAGAUAUUCCCUUCUUUAGAACCAAUUUCCCUCGGUGCCUCCUUUUUUAUCCCUUUUGGCAUGGCCAAUGGUACGGCUACAUAUGAACAAUCCCCAAAGGGGACGUGGGAGCCCCAAUUGAACUACUGCCAUACUCCGCCGGCAUCCUCGACAAACUGCACCAACGAAAAGGCUUUCCCCAGUGCAUAUACAGCCGCAGAAGAUAUGCUUAAUCCCUUGAACAGCCAUAGCACUACCGCAAGCCCCUCCACGAAUCAACGCAGCAGUGGGCAGAGGUCUUCUUUUGCCAGUAGUAGCGAGCCAAUAUCACCCUCUAGCUACUUUACAGCGCAAUCAUGCCCUAGGGGCUAUAAAAAUGCUCAAACGUCUAUCGAGGAUAACAAUACUACCGGAGCUGGGAACGAGCCAGUUUCAGAUACAAAUCCCCAGGAAACAUCCUGUCUACAGCACAUUAAUCAACAAGCAGUGGAGAGUUUGCGAGAAGAAGAAGAAGAAGAAGAAGAAGAAGAAGCUGUACAUCACGUGGCAGCUUCAAGGCUGGCAGAAAUUCCGCAGCCAGCAAUAAUCAAGCAGGCAGUGCCGACCAUAGAGCAGGUGCCACCUGCACAAGCAAAAGUAGCCGCACAGGAAAAAGUGAAUUCAAAACAAAUCACCUCGCCUCAACCAAGACGAACUUUACGCUCCUCAUCAGCUCCAUACCCCGGAAUGAGCCCGCAGUCAGCAUCUCCAGAGAGCGAGGAAUCAACGACGUCAAAGGGCGGCCUCCCAGUCGGCGGCGAGCUCACGGCCCACAGAGAACUCUUUGCGUUCACGUCGGGCUACAACCAGACAGCCAACAGGAACUGCACAGUCACCAGUGGCGGCUUCAUCUCAAGCAGUUGUUUCGUCUGCAUCAGUUGUUCCAUCCCAAGCAGUUACUUCAUCCCAAGAUGUUCCAUUCCAAGAGGAUGCUCCCCAUGGAACAACAGUUCUGCAACAAGCACGGCAAAGAAGACUAGCUCCACGAGCUACAGAGGCCACUCGACACCUGCUGGCUUCGCAAUCAGUUGCAACUCCAUACUCUGCGAUCAGCUCACAGCAUGUUAG
This is a messenger RNA of Trichoderma asperellum CBS 433.97, 1413 nucleotides long. The record is from RefSeq and is a predicted model, not a curated record. Lineage: Eukaryota; Fungi; Ascomycota; Sordariomycetes; Hypocreales; Hypocreaceae.